Molecule: messenger RNA, 2043 nt
Organism: Laccaria bicolor S238N-H82
Lineage: Eukaryota; Fungi; Basidiomycota; Agaricomycetes; Agaricales; Hydnangiaceae
Exons: 2
Coding region: 1-2043 (680 amino acids)
Source: RefSeq, a predicted model, not a curated record
AUGUCCUCUGCGGGCUCACGAAAGCCUUCCCUUCCUCUCACAUCUGCAACCAUCCGGUCUCGUGCCAGAAAGGCUGGCGAACCAACUCAACAACAUAUCAACACCAAUCUGAGCGCUCAUCCGCGUACAGACCCCAUCAGCGCGUUCAAUGUUCUGCUUAAACUCUUCGCCUCGCUUCCAGGACGCGUAGGCGGUUGCAAGUACAAGUUCACACCUGCUGAGCACACCCUUUCCCUUCAUCUCUUGUCUAUUGUCGAACCGUACACCUUUCACGGUGUUCGUGCUCUAGACACUAGCUCUCCGAAAAUCACGCGCGUCAGCGGGCUUGUAUACCAGCCGACAGAGAUACUGGAUGCCAUCAUGUCCCACGUCGACACCAAGCGCGAUUUAUUGCAUGUGGGAUUGUGCUGCAAGCAGCUGCACAGCAUUGUUUUCCCAAGGCAUUUUGAGUAUCGCCUGAUAAGGUGUAAGGUUUCUUCUAUCAGCGUAUGGAACCAUCUGGUUGUCCACAAAUCCUUGGCUAGGAACGUGCGAAGGCUUGAGAUACUCGAUGAGCGCUGCCUGUCAUCUGGCCCGAAUGGUGGUCGGAACGAUGCCAACAAUGGCAUGGUCAUUCCUAGGGGCGUACUGGAAGGGGACACGGAUCUCGAGUCGACUGAUGACGAGUUGGGUAUGCACAAUAAACAAGAACGCUAUUUUGUAGCAGCACUGACGCGCAUGACUGGCCUGAGGGUGUUCAAGUGGGCUUGCAACCACUCCCCGAUUUCUAUGCAGCAUCUCUGGCCAGUAUUGAUGACGCGAUGUGUUACGCUCCAGACGGUAGAGAUUUGUGAUAAUCUCAUAUUUGCAUCCCAGGUGGAUGAAAAUAAUAAUAGCGACGGUGAAGUUGCGAUCGUCAGUAGACCGAAGAGAAAAGUUCAUGCAGCGCUAUCAGAGAUGACAAGUGUUGCCUUCCGCUCGACAGCUCAUAGCUAUGGGUCGUCGAAGCAUCCUGACCUCUCCCACAUCUCACAUAUCCUCAACCAAUGCCCCCACCUCAAGAACCUCGAGAUCACGUAUACAUCCCCGCGCGCUUCGAAUGGCGGAGCAACUGCUCAGCAGACAGCCAGCAGUUCCCGCCCCUCUGUGGAUGAGUUCCUUAUGUAUAGCCGCUGGAGAAACCUCACCUCCGUCGCGCUGACAAACCUCCGCUGUGGUUCCACAGCUCCUCUCGCUGCCUUCCUCUGGGCACAUCAAGCCCUUGAAGUUUUACACCUCGACAUCAAUGUUGGAGCAGCAGGUUUCAGAGCCAUAGAGCUUCCUGAUGACUCCCUUCCCAAUCUAAGGGAAAUCAAGGCACCUAAAGAUAUGGUAAACGCUGUCAUUACUUGCCCUUCGACCCACCCUCGACCCCUUGAGACAAUUAAAGGAUUUAAACUUGCUGGGUGUGGAAAUAAUAUAGGCUCACAUCGCACAGUUUCUGAUGGCGUAUUUCUUGGCAAUCUCAGACGAGUGCCAGUGCGCAGAAUCGAAAUGAUUGGGUGGCAUGAUAUGGACGAUAUCAAGAGGUUAGUGGCGGCCAUUCCAGGAGUAACCCAUCUGGAUAUCGGAAAGAGGAUCGGUAGCCGCGAGAAGGAACGCGCUGCUGCGACUGGUAGCCCUGUGACAAACAUGGUGGAAUGGGCGGAGUUACUAAGUACCCUGCCUGAACUGACCGCUGCGCAUGGAAUCAAAUUCUUCUACGAGGUUGCCGCCGUAGGGGUAGCUGGAAGUAUCUCCGCAGCUGGCCCGACUUGCAUUGGGGAGCAUUCAAACAAUCGAUCUGACCAUGGACUAGGCACCAUUCCUGGCAAAACGCCGCAAUUGUCAAUGAUGGAGCGUAGCCGGAUGCGCAAGAACGACGAAAUUGCGGGUGUUCUGGCAUGGAAAUGUAGUAAACUUCGUCGGGUUGACCACUGGGAGUGCUCUGAAGGAGGAAAGGUGGUAGUGCUGUUGCGGGACGAAAGUGGAAAAGGGAGGUGGGAAGUGAGGAGAUUGAUUUACAAAUCACGUGUACAGUUAUAA